AUGAUGGCUGGAAUGGAGAAUGGACUCACUGGUGGAAUGGAGAAUCAAUUUAGGUUGGAAUGGAGAAUGGACUCAUUGGUGGAAUGGAGAAUCAAUUUAGGCUGGAAUGAAGAAUGGAGAAUGGACUCGCUGGUGGAGCCGUGGAUUAUGCUUAGAUUUCACAAGGCUCCGACAGUCGUGCGAUGGUCUUCCUCGUCGGAGACAAUAGUCGUUGAAUGGUUAGAGCUCGUCAAAGAAGAGGCUGACUGA
Molecule: messenger RNA, 249 nt
Organism: Ilex paraguariensis (yerba mate)
Lineage: Eukaryota; Viridiplantae; Streptophyta; Magnoliopsida; Aquifoliales; Aquifoliaceae
Source: the annotation of a GenBank genome assembly